This is a messenger RNA of Manihot esculenta (cassava), 2008 nucleotides long. Its product is annotated as non-specific phospholipase C6. Bases 247 to 1791 code for a protein of 514 amino acids. The transcript has 3 exons. Gene Ontology annotation, molecular function: hydrolase activity, acting on ester bonds. The record is from RefSeq and is a predicted model, not a curated record. Gene Ontology annotation, biological process: phospholipid catabolic process. NCBI's taxonomy places the organism in Eukaryota, Viridiplantae, Streptophyta, Magnoliopsida, Malpighiales, Euphorbiaceae.
UUUUUGCUUUUGGUGUCUGUACUCUGCCAGAACCAACACAGUGAAUCUUUUUUCACACUUGAAAAUAUCCAAGGAAAGCUAGUUUUGUACAGCAGCAAGUGUACAAGAUACCCAGUAAAUUUUACUUCAAUGCCUCUGGCUUCCCCUGUGUAUUCUUGAUUCCAAUAUAAAGUUGAACCCAUCUUCUUACAGCCAAAUCUAAAAUAAACCCACUUGCUUCGAGGGUUAUCCUCUUAGCAAAUCACUAUGAGAGGAUUCAGAACCAGACUACUUUCGUUUUCCUCUAUUUUCUUGCUGUUUCUCACUCUGUCAUGUGUUUCCACUGCACAACAGCAAAAUCCCAUCAAGACCAUUGUGGUUUUGGUGAUGGAAAACAGAUCUUUCGAUCACAUGCUUGGGUGGAUGAAGAAAACGGUAAAUCCAGCAAUCAAUGGGGUGACGGGAAGGGAAUGUAACCCUGUAUCGACCAAGGACCCAAAGCAACAGUCUAUUUGCUUCACAGAUGAUGCAGAGUUUGUGGAUCCAGAUCCUGGCCACUCCUUUGAAGCUGUGGAGCAACAGGUAUUUGGCAAUGGCUCAAUUCCCACCAUGACUGGCUUUGUUGAACAAGCGCUCACUAUGUCUCCAAACCUCUCUGAAACUGUCAUGAAAGGUUUUAGGCCUGAAUCUGUGCCUGUUUAUGCCGCUCUGGUAAAAGAAUUUGCUGUAUUUGAUAGGUGGUUCUGUUCAAUCCCUGGUCCAACGCAACCCAAUAGGCUAUUUGUAUACUCUGCUACUUCUCACGGCUCAACCAGCCAUGUUAAGAAGCAAUUGGCUCAAGGGUACCCUCAAAAGACGAUAUUUGAUUCACUUCAUGAGAAUGGUAAGAACUUUGGAAUUUACUUCCAGAACAUACCCACCACUCUGUUUUACAGGAAUAUGAGGAAACUGAAGUAUGUGUUCAAGUUUCACCAAUUUGAUUUGAAGUUUAAGAAAGAUGCUAGAGAUGGAAAGUUACCUAGCUUAACUGUAAUUGAACCAAGGUAUUUUGAUCUAAAGGGAUUGCCUGCAAAUGAUGACCAUCCAUCUCAUGAUGUUGCCAAUGGCCAAAAGCUUGUCAAGGAGGUUUAUGAGGCACUAAGGUCCAGUCCUCAAUGGAAUGAGACCCUUUUGGUCAUUACUUAUGAUGAGCAUGGUGGAUUCUAUGAUCAUGUCGAGACUCCUUUUGUUAAUGUCCCUAGCCCAGAUGGGAACACUGGCCCUGCUCCCUAUUUCUUCAAGUUUGAUCGCCUUGGCGUUCGUGUGCCCACAAUUAUGGUGUCCCCUUGGAUCAAGAAAGGCACUGUUAUCAGUGGCCCUUCUUCAAACUCAGAGUUCGAGCACUCAUCAAUCCCUGCUACCAUAAAGAAAAUUUUCAACCUUUCCUCCAAUUUCUUGACCCACAGGGACGCUUGGGCUGGUACAUUUGAAGGAGUUGUUGGCGAGUUAACCUCUCCAAGGACUGACUGCCCAGUGACGUUGCCGGAUGUGGCGCCUUUGAGAAGUACAGAAGCAAAGGAAGAUAGUAGCUUAUCUGAGUUUCAGGGCGAGAUAGUUCAACUAGCGGCGGUUCUUAAUGGCGACCACUUCUUGAGCAGCUUCCCUGAUGGGAUGAGCAAAAAGAUGAAUGUGCGAGAAGCUCACCAAUACGUGAGGGGUGCUGUUGCCAGAUUCAUAAGGGCUAGCAAAGAAGCCAUCAACUUAGGAGCAGAUGAAUCUGCAAUUGUAGAUAUGAGGUCAUCGCUCACUACCAGAUCUUCAGUUCAUAAUUAAUAGUAUAUCAUCUUUGCAUUUGGGUCUACGUCUCCCUUACAGAAUUAGAAAUAUUAAAUUUGUGAAAGUAGAAAGCAAUAAAAACUAGUCAAGGCUUUGUUGUUUUCUUUAGUUUUGAGUCUCUGUGAAUCAAUUGUAAGAGCCAGUACAAACAGCAUACAGGGAAGUGGUAAUUUAUUCAGAUAAAAAUAUCCUGAAUCCUUCUUGGGAUGGCCAA